AUUUACAGAUUUCCAUACAAACAGCACAACAGCAUUCAAUAUAGCAUCCACCAACUAGCAAAUUAAUAUUAUCUGUAUAAAUCAUAUACAAACAUGGAGACUGAAUCACUUAAUCGGAAAAAUUCCUCAAGGAAAAGUUCGGUAGUCAAUGGUAAUGGCGAUGCGGCGGCUAAGGUGGCCGCCGAAAAUGAAGGUGGCGGCGGUAGUGGUGACGUAACGUUGAAGGCGAAAAUGAGUUUAGUCAAUGGUUGUACGGUGAUCGUCGGUUCCAUUAUCGGCUCCGGUAUAUUCGUUUCACCCACCGGUGUGCUCAUGUAUACAGGAAGCGUAAAUUUGUCGCUAAUCGUAUGGAUUAUUUCCGGCCUUUUUUCUAUGGUUGGUGCCUACUGCUAUGCCGAACUGGGUACAAUGAUUACCAAAUCUGGUGCGGAUUAUGCUUACAUUAUGGAAACAUUUGGUCCCUUUAUGGCCUUCAUACGUCUCUGGAUCGAAUGUAUGAUUGUGCGGCCAUGCUCACAGGCAAUUGUAGCGCUCACCUUCAGCGUAUAUGUGCUGAAGCCUUUCUUUCCGGAAUGUCAACCACCAGAUGAUUCGGCGCGCAUGUUGGCAGUCUGUUGUAUCUUGGUCUUAACCUUCAUUAACUGCUGGGACGUUAAAUGGGCCACCGCUGUGCAGGAUAUCUUCACAUAUGCCAAGCUAUUGGCGCUCUUCAUCAUCAUCGCCACCGGCGUAUACCAACUGUCCUUGGGCAAAGUGGAAUACUUUACAUUCGAGAAUACAGACACGAGAGUAACUUCACUAGCGUUGUCCUUUUACUCUGGAUUGUUCGCCUACAAUGGCUGGAAUUACUUGAACUUCAUUAUUGAAGAGCUUAAGGAUCCUGUCAAGAAUUUGCCCCGCGCUAUUGCCAUCUCUUGUACAUUGGUCACCAUUGUCUAUGUGAUGGCUAAUGUUGCUUUCUAUUCAAUUCUAUCACCCGAAGAAGUCUUGGGAUCGGCCGCUGUGGCAGUGACCUAUGCGGAGCGUGCAUUCGGCAUGUUUGCAUGGACGGUACCAGGU
Messenger RNA from Rhagoletis zephyria (snowberry fruit fly), 1059 nucleotides. RefSeq names its product Y+L amino acid transporter 2. Lineage: Eukaryota; Metazoa; Arthropoda; Insecta; Diptera; Tephritidae. Gene Ontology annotation, biological process: amino acid transmembrane transport. The record is from RefSeq and is a predicted model, not a curated record. Gene Ontology annotation, cellular component: membrane. Gene Ontology annotation, molecular function: L-amino acid transmembrane transporter activity.